This is a messenger RNA of Misgurnus anguillicaudatus (oriental weatherfish), 2064 nucleotides long. It is a transcript of the gene phlda1, whose product is annotated as pleckstrin homology-like domain, family A, member 1. The record is from RefSeq and is a predicted model, not a curated record. Gene Ontology annotation, biological process: positive regulation of apoptotic process. NCBI's taxonomy places the organism in Eukaryota, Metazoa, Chordata, Actinopteri, Cypriniformes, Cobitidae. Gene Ontology annotation, molecular function: phosphatidylinositol phosphate binding.
UGAGAAACUCCCCCCACUGCCCACCCCUCGCGCGGACAAUCCCGCUCGUCACAUCGCUCGUAGAGACCGCAAGGGACAGACGCGUCCAUCCACCCGGGCUCAAUGCGCGAUCCUCACCCGUGCGCGGCUUCCGCGGCCAUGCUGGAGUCCGGCGUGAAGGUGCUAAAGGAGGGCGUGCUGGAGAAGCGCAGCGACGGGCUGCUGCAGCUGUGGAAGAAGAAGCGCUGCGUGCUCACCGAGGACGGAUUGAUGCUUCACCCACCCAAACAUCACCACCACGACCACCAUCAGCAGCAGCAGCACCCCCACGACACGGGCUGCAGGGCGAAGGAGCUCCACUUCGCCAACAUGAAGACCGUGGACUGCGUGGAGAGGAAGGGCAAGUACGUGUACUUCACCGUGGUGAUGUCGGAGGGCAAGGAGAUCGACUUCAGGUGUCCACAGGACGAGGGCUGGAACGCCGAGAUCACUUUACAGAUGGUCCAGUAUAAGAACCGACAGGCGAUACUGGCCGUCAAAUCCAGCCGCCAAAAGCAGCAGCUGCUCGUCGUCUCUGCGCAAAAGAUGGUCCGGAACGCGCAGUAGAGUCUUCAAGGAAUUUCCCUUGCGUAAAAAAGAUGCUGGAUGCGCAAAGCCGUGAUACCAGGUUGUGGAUGUUUGUGUCACCUUGUGCGCGUUGACGCGCCCGGAGCGCACAGAUGCAUGCACUUCAUGCGUUUCCUAACAGACGUCAUUGCUGAAGCCACCAUGCAAGCGAGGAAUUUCUCCUUAAAGACUAUAAAGCACAUCGGGGCAGGUUGUCACGGGGAUGGUUUCUCUAAUUGCGUAAAUGUUCAUUUGUUUCUUUUUUAAUAUUUUUAUUUUAUACAACUACACAGAUGUUGUUGUUUUUUUAGUUUCGUACUGGUUUGUGAACAAAACUUAAUUCACAUUUCAAAGCCAAGGUUUUCUUCAGUGUCAACAACAGGUUUCCACUGUGACAACUUGCCCCAUACAUUGCCACAUGCAAUGCAUACGCACGCGACACGCGUGUUAAAUGAGCUGUAUCUUUUGCUGCCCAAUUACUUCCAGUAUAUGACAGAUAUAUUUAAGUUUAAAACUUGUGUCCUCUGUGUGUUUGUGUUAAAAUGCCAUGCGUCUCAUUAUUUCUGACUGCUGCAACAGAAAGCCUGUGUUCAUUUUCCAUUUCAGUGCACUUGCGUUUGUCAGUUUUGUGUGACCCCCAGACACAUAAUCAAUAUCUUCUGGUGGGAUGUGUUACGAGAUCGAGAUUCGAAGAGACCACCUGAGCGGGACCCCUGACUGAUGUGUGUCCUGUCUGCAGGUUAAAUAGACAUUUGCUGGAUAAUCAGAUCUUUGCAGACUCUUUGAAAGCUCAUACGGAUCUCGACCUCACAGCUUCAUUACCUUCAGAGCUGGAGUUCAUAUUUUGUUUAUAUUCAUAUUUGAGGAGCGACAAAAUUGCAAAUAGAUUCAGAUGUGCUGUCCAUCAAUGUUUUCCUUUUUUGAUUAUUAAUUUAUUUGUAUAUAUUUUUUAAGUGGUCAUUUACAUUUCAACGUUGAAUUAUGUCUCUGAAAUGACUGUUGAAUAUUAUUAAUUGUAUGAAAAUGCUUCCGUAAUCUUUUGUUUGAUUCAUGUUUCUAAGAUUUGCUUUUGACCAACAAUGGUUUUCAGGUUUUGGUGCAAAUAAUUAAUUGUUUAUUUAAUUGCAUUAUUUUUUUGUUUAAGCCAAAGAGUAUAUUUUAUCUUUGUCAAACCCAUGCGAAUUUAAUUUAAUGUUUGCAAUCCACGUUUUUUAAAAUUACGUUUCUGCCUUAUCCAUCACACAUUAAAUAUGGUAUCUACUCUGACCAAUGAUGUUGAUCGAUGUAUUUUGAUCAAUAUUACAUCAGACUAAACUUCUCAGUUAAAUGCAUGGUGAAAAUACCAACACGAGUGAGCGAGCUGUCAGUUUUUUGUGUGACAUGAAUUGUAUUUUGUUUUUUGAAGGACUGGAGUCAUUUGUUAAGCUGAUGUGAAUGCUACUUUAAUACCUUUAAAAUAUACAUUCCAUUUAAAAUGAA